AUGAUAGAAGAUCUUGCCGCGUUCCAAUCGGCUCUUUUACCAUGGCUCGUCGUCGGUGCGGUCAUCGCUUUCAUUCUUGCGUUUGCCAUUGGUGCAAAUGACACAGCCAAUUCGUUCGGUACCAGUGUGGGCAGCAAGGUCGUCACUCUUACUCAGGCCUACAUUCUUGCCAGCGUUUUCGAAACACUUGGAGCAUGUCUUCUUGGGCAUAAAGUGACGGACACGAUGCGUAAGGGAGUGAUUGAUCUUGCCGUUUACAAUAACAGUGAGCUCGAACUCAUGUAUGGACAAAUCUCCAUCCUGUCUGGUUGCGGUGCAUGGAUGUUGCUUGCCACUUUUUUCAAGCUUCCUGUGUCCACAACGCAUUCAAUUGUUGGUGCUACUAUUGGAUUCUCUAUGGUGCUGAAAGGCACUGAGGGUAUCCGCUGGAAUAAGAUCUCGCGCAUUUUUGCGUCUUGGAUUGUCUCACCUCUUCUGUCCGGUAUUGUAUCAGUUGUAUUCUUCGUGAUAAUCGAUCAUUUUGUUCUUAGAAGGAGCCGUCCUCUUGCUAGUGGCCUUAAUAUUUUGCCGGUGCUGUAUUUUGCUUGUAUGACUUUCAACAUUUUCGCUAUUAUAUACGAAGGAUCUGAGUUUUUGUACUUUGAUCGACUGAGCCUGAAAUACUGUAUAUUCAUAUCCUGCGUUGGCGGUGUAAUUUCUGCAAUUGUUGCAAAGUUUGUUAUAGCGCCAUGGCUGAAACGGAGCAUACUGGCUCGCGCAGAUCUGGAGUCAAACAACACCAAUGAAUUGAAUGCAGUCAGUGCUCAAAAAGCGGCUCUUCUCGAAUUUGAAAGUGGAGGACCUCUCAAGGAUAAAGAUAUGAAGAACAGUGGUACAUCUGGACAUGCUUUAAAUGCAGUUGCUCCGUCAUCAUCUGUCGCCUCCUUCUUUCGCUCUUCGAAACCCGAAGAUCCGCAGGCAUCUCUCCUUUUCUCGCUUCUCCAAGUGAUGACAGCCUGUUUUGGAGGGUUCGCUCAUGGUGGCAAUGACGUCAGUAACGCCAUUGCUCCUCUCGUCAGCCUGUACGUCAUCUAUCAGGAAGGCUCAUCGGCUCAAACACUGCAUACACCAGGAUAUCUUUUGUUCUACGGAUCAGUUGGCAUGUGUAUCGGUCUGUGGACGUUGGGCCAUCGUGUUAUUUAUACAGUGGGUGAAAAUCUCACAAAAAUUACUCCUCCGAGUGGGUUUGCAAUCGAGUUUGGAGCAGCAGUGACUGUUCUCGUGGCCUCUAAACUAGGCCUUCCAAUAUCCUCAACACAAUGCAAAGUUGGUUCUGUUGUGGCAGUUGGUCUGGUACAAGCGAGUCACUCUGUCCGUUGGGUUACAUUCCGCAAUAUCUCACUCAGUUGGAUUGUUACACUGCCCGUUGCUGGGUUGCUCUCCGCCGGUGUUAUGGGCCUAUUUCGCGCAGUCGUAUUGUAG
Messenger RNA from Haemonchus placei, 1461 nucleotides. The record is from the annotation of a GenBank genome assembly. NCBI's taxonomy places the organism in Eukaryota, Metazoa, Nematoda, Chromadorea, Rhabditida, Trichostrongylidae.